Molecule: messenger RNA, 852 nt
Organism: Vigna radiata var. radiata (mung bean)
Lineage: Eukaryota; Viridiplantae; Streptophyta; Magnoliopsida; Fabales; Fabaceae
Exons: 2
Coding region: 334-468 (44 amino acids)
Biological process (GO): negative regulation of cell population proliferation
Source: RefSeq, a predicted model, not a curated record
UUGAAUUAGAGGAAACUUCAGGGUGUGACAAAUAAUUGGAGAAUAUAGUCAAAAGGACAUGACAAGGAAGCUUCGUUGUUUCUUGGCCUAAUUAUGAGAUUGAAACCAUGGAGGGCUCAAAAAUCUAAGAGAGAUGGAGAGAGAAUGGGGGCAUGGAAUCUGAAUUGAGGGGCCUAUGCACAUUUUUUUCGGAACCAUGGACCACACAUUUCUCUCUAUAAGAAGCCCUCUUCAGCUCCAUUUAUAACACUGCUUCAAGUGGUUUCAACUUUCAACACACACACAGACACACACAUAUCUGUCUCUCUACACUACAAAGUGUAAGACACAAAGAUGAGCAGAGAUUCCACGAGGGCUUCAAAGAAGAAGGUUUCAUGCAGAAGGCUUGGAGGGUACCUCAAAGAGCAAAAAGGAAGACUAUACAUAAUCAGAAGAUGUGUAGUCAUGCUACUCUGCUGGCAUGACUAGAUACAAAAAAAUUCUCAACAUCUUCAACCAUCAUUGUUUAACGUUUUUCUUUGCUCAUACCAUGGAUCAGUACACACCAGAUUCCUCAAAGCCAUGGUCAAGGAUCAAAGUUCAAGCAUGCAGAAAAAGAAUAUAUAUAUAUAUAUAUAUGUUUUGCUAGCUAGCUCUUUAGUAUUAUGUAAAUAGCAGAGAAAGUAACGUUCCUUCAUAUAAAAGAUGUAUGUUCUCUACGUGCAAAGAGGCUAAUAUGGCAAUGAAGUAAAAGUUUCAGUUUCCAUUCUGCACUUGGAGUAGUACUUGGAUUUGUUUGUUUUGAAUCAAGAACUAUGUAGUUUGGAAGAGUUAAUGAUUAUAUAUAAUUGGCAUAUUUUGUAAGGCUAAUAA